Messenger RNA from Penicillium maclennaniae, 1128 nucleotides. RefSeq lists its product as uncharacterized. The record is from RefSeq and is a predicted model, not a curated record. The transcript has 5 exons. NCBI's taxonomy places the organism in Eukaryota, Fungi, Ascomycota, Eurotiomycetes, Eurotiales, Aspergillaceae. Bases 1 to 1128 code for a protein of 375 amino acids.
AUGGAAGAAGGAACCGGCCCUCUGCCCUCCGAGCCCCCUCCGCUCCCGUACUCGCUGCGCACGCGAAAGAAGGCCAUCGCGAUCUUUUGGACCAUCUUCGUUAUCGAUACGAUGGGCCAGCCCCUGAUCUUGUACUGGACGCUAUGGUACCUCACCGAUCUAUCGCACAACUUGGCCACCAAAGUCUUUUCGAUCGUGACCGCGUGUUUGGGGGGUGUCUCGGUCUUUGAAUACUUCUAUCGUCUCUACAACCUGUUCCGCAAGGACUCCCGCGCCCGGCCGCUGAACGCAAAGAAAUCACGGCUGGAUUUUUUCCACUGGAAUUUCACCAUUGUUUGGCUCUUCCUGGCUGUUGAGCUCAUCGUUGGAACCGUUCCUACGGAACCCUAUGUCCGCCUUGUCGCCAUGAUCCUACCGACCGUCAUGUUCUACUUCGGAAUCGUCCACCUUUCCCUUGACAUCCUGCGCGUGGCCGGCUUCAAAGCGCCCUUCCGAAUCUCCUCGACUCCCAAAGGCUCCGCCAUGCCAACCGCACUAUAUGCGCUGAUCGAAGACGUAGUGGCAGUCGACGGCGGAGGCGGUCAGAUCUACCGGUACGCGCUGCGCAUACGAUACCUGUCUAGUCCUUACUUCCGACGGAUGCUGUUCGAGAUGAAUUGUUUCUGGAGCGGAGGCUCCAUCAUUUUCGCCGCGGCCAUCACAGCUGUGAUCUUCACUGUCUCUGAACCUGUGGCCUUUACGCUGGGCUGGACCCUCCCUUUUGCCUGGGCCGGCGUUUGGACGUUGAUCACCAUCCCUUGGGUCCAGAGUGACCUCCGCCGUGAGAAAAAGGCCUGGGCCGAGAAUCGUGGCCAGGGUGGUAUUCUCUGGGUCGACGAUAUUGCGGCGCCUACUGCGCGUACUCGUUUCGCGUCCGUGCAGGAACGCUUUACCCCGUGGAUGCGUGACAAGCACAGUGCACCUUCUACACCCUCAGCUGAUGGCGCGGAUACCGCGUCUCACGGCCCCGAGGGCACCGCCAACGUGACCGAUAGCGUUUCCCACGACCUUGAACACAUGCCGGACGGCGUGGACAGCUUGAACAAGGAACAGAAUGAGGGCAACGACUCGGAAUCGAAAGGAAACUAA